CAGCGUGUGGACUGAGUGCAGCUGUUUCGUUCAGAGCAGAGCCCAACAUGUGAGAAGAUGUCUGUUGGAGGUUGUGCUUGUCCCGGCUGUUCGUCAAAGUCAUUCAAGCUGUACUCUCCUAAGGAGCCCCCCAACGGCGGCAGCAGCAGCUUCCCCCCCUUCCAACCAGGCGCAAUGCUGGACAGAGAUGUGGGGCCUACACCCAUGUACCCCCCAUCAUACAUGGAGCCUGGAAUGGGGAGACCCACACCGUACGGGAACCAAACAGAUUACCGGAUAUACGAGCUGAACAAAAGGCUACAGAACUGGACAGAGGACUGUGACAAUCUCUGGUGGGAUGCCUUCACCACAGAGUUCUUUGAGGAUGACGCCAUGCUCACCAUCACGUUCUGUCUGGAAGAUGGACCCAAACGAUACACCAUCGGCAGGACUUUGAUUCCACGAUACUUUCGAAGUAUUUAUGAGGGGGGCGCCACUGAGCUGUUUUAUGUUUUGAAGCACCCAAAGGAGUCCUUCCACAGUAACUUUGUGUCUCUCGACUGUGACCAAUGCACCAUGGUGACUCAGAAUGGCAAACCCAUGUUCACACAGGUCUGUGUGGAGGGCCGCCUGUAUUUAGAGUUCAUGUUUGAUGACAUGAUGAGGAUCAAGACGUGGCACUUCAGCAUCCGACAACACCGAGAAGUCCUACCAAGGAGCAUUUUGGCUAUGCAUGAUCCGCAAAUGCUCGAUCAACUGGCUAAAAAUAUCACCAGAUGUGGGCUGUCCAACUCCACACUCAACUACCUCCGUCUAUGUGUGAUAUUGGAGCCCAUGCAAGAGUUGAUGUCAAGGCAUAAGACCUACAGCUUGAGCCCCAGAGACUGCCUGAAGACUUGCCUCUUCCAAAAGUGGCAAAGAAUGGUAGCACCUCCAGCCGAGCCCGCCAGACAAGCUCCAAACAAGCGGCGGAAAAGGAAGGUGUCCGGUGGAAGCACCGUGAGCUCCGGGGCCGGCAGCAAUAACAACACCAACACCACCAACACCAACACCAACACCAACACCAACAGCAACACCAACACCAACAGCAACAGCAAAAAGAAGAGUCCAGCCAACAGCUUUUCUCUCUCCAGCCAGGUACCUGACGUGAUGAUGGUGGGAGAGCCCACUCUGAUGGGAGGGGAGUUUGGUGACGAGGACAAGCGUCUGAUCACACGACUGGAGAACACGCAGUUCGAUGGGGCGAAUGGCCUGGAGGAUGAGGACAGUUUCAACAGCUCGCCUGCACUUGGGGCAAACUCGCCCUGGAACAACAAGGCUCCCUCCAGUCAGGAGAGCAAGAAUGAAAACUCCCAGUCGUCCCAGUAGAGUGCUGAGGUCUCAGCCAGUCCCUUUUUCAAUGCUUAAACCCAACUGGGAUCCGCCUGAGCCAACACACUAGCGAGAGGAGUCAGUGAGGGUGGCCUCGAGCACUUGUGUUUAAUUAAUUUGUGUUCAUUUUGUUCCGUCAUGUUCAUUUUAUGACGAAAAGGAGAGUGGUUAGGAAAAGGGCCGAUAGCUGAACGGACUGCUAAAGCUCUCGACUGCCACAUGAAGGACAGGGUCAGCAGAAUCCCACCCGCUCCCUCACAACGCUGCACUUGACCAGUGGUGCUCAGCCUGGGCCCUUGUCUGCUCGGCUGCAGUCGGUCCUCCUAGAGGAGUGGCAAGUCUGGCGGGAUGGGGGUGUGUGUGCAUGUGUCUCCUCCUCCCCCCCCCCCCCCCCCUCCCAUCGUAGCUCACCACAGCGUUUGAGCCAAAGUUGGCAUGUCCUGUUGUCCGAGUGCUCGCCAUGGCGACCAUGUCAGUGGGUUCUUGUUCCAACCUCGGGUCUCUCAGGCGUUUUCCUUGACGACGCACCACGUGGUUUCUGUUGUGCUCAUGUCACAGGGAAGAAAUGCUUUUAUUUAACUUAUUUUUUUGCAGGCUGCAGAAAACUGUGUGCACUCUUAGUAUCAAAAUUGAACGUUCAGUUUUUAAAAACUCAAUUAUUUGUUUUUGUAGGACCUGGUUGGAACAAAAACCUGUACAGUGCCGGAGCUUGAGGACCGGAGUUGAGAACCACUACGCUAAAUCUUAAACACACACACACACACGCAUACACACACGCAUACACACACACACACGCAUACACAAACGCAUACACACACACGCACGCAUACACACACGCAUACACACACAUAUAUACGCUCACACAAACACACUCCCAUACACAUGCAUACACACACGCAUACACUCAUGCACACACACACACCUACACACACACCUACACUUGCAGCAUAAAACAUUGAGGUACUGGAGAGAGGUGGUACGCAGCAUGUCUGGACCAGAGCCCCAGAUGCUACAGAAGUGUGUUUUCAUUUUCUAUGUUUUGAAUUGUUUUGAAUUGUUUUUAUUUUUGUAAACAAUUUCUAAAAAAUAAACAGACAAGCAAACAAAAACACCCCCAGAAUAUUCUUUGCACUGUUUCCCACUAGUAACUCCAAUCUAUUUUUCUUAUGAAUUGACGGUGUAUUUCUUUUCUAUUAUCGCUAAUGUAAGACCUGUAAAACAUCUGAACGCUGCAGUAUAUUAAUGUCUACGUAAUGCUGUUGGAUCAUUCUUAUUGUGACGGUAAUAACUGCCAUGUGAGUCUCUGCUUAAUAGAAUGUCCUCCAUCCGUGUCAGACGUCACGCUGUCAUCAGGUCCGUUGGCUUCAGUGCUAGACGACAAGUUGGGGCGAACGAGGCCCGUGUUUUCAUACUGUACCCCAUCUUGUAGAGAGAGCGGCACACUGGAACACCCCCCCCCCCCCCUAGUGGAUCCCCCCACCAGUUCUCCAUCCAGGGCUCGUUCUGGAUCGGUUGACUUGUCGUUGCGGAACUGUUUGCUUUGUCUUGAAAUCUCUAUCUGGGGCUCUUCAGAGAAAACGUCUCAAAUUUGCUACUCGAAAAAUAUUUUAAAAACAAGUUUUGACAGGAUUGUAAAAUAAGAAAAAAAGACUUUUGUAUUAACUUAAGUUUCCCUGAAGUGUUUUUAAUUACAAUUAAGAAAGCUGCAGACCAAGGAGCUAAAUGUAAAGAUUCUUUAGAUAUUGAUUACACUGUGCUGUUUGUUUUAUGACGAAUCAUUUUGUUGGCUUUACUCCUCAUAUUUGUGUCUUUGCUUGUAUAUUUUUAGGUAGUCAUUUCUGUAAAAGUCAUUAUGUAUCCCUCCCUAGAAUUAUGAGAAACUCAAUCUAAUGUAAAGAGAUUAAAAGCCUCUUAAAAGUUUUUUUUUAACGUGAUUUUUAAUGGUACAAUCACUGAAAAAGAAUUUCGCCCUCAUUUUAGCAAACUGUAUUUAUUUUUCUAUGUAUUGACAUUCUGUUUAGCUCCACCUGUACUAUACUCAUGAUAUAUGUAGAAGUCUGUUGGGCUGCUGAGUCAGUAAACGCUUAUACACGUCAUUCCAUUACUUGUGUUUUUGACAUGUGGCUCCCAGUUCUGGCCAGUUCAUCACAAUGGUUCGGUAUGUUCACAUUAAAGAGACAUUUAAUGGCCAUUUUCCUGGUCUAUCUGAAAACUUGUCAGAUGAACUGAAAAUCAAUAAAUAACCACAUUUGGAGAACGUGUUGACCUCUAA
Molecule: messenger RNA, 3622 nt
Organism: Pseudoliparis swirei
Lineage: Eukaryota; Metazoa; Chordata; Actinopteri; Perciformes; Liparidae
Product: LIM domain-binding protein 1-like
Exons: 11
Coding region: 58-1347 (429 amino acids)
Biological process (GO): negative regulation of transcription by RNA polymerase II; nervous system development; positive regulation of transcription by RNA polymerase II
Cellular component (GO): nucleus; transcription regulator complex
Molecular function (GO): LIM domain binding
Source: RefSeq, a predicted model, not a curated record